UUAAGCAGAUAGACUGAGACGGGAGAAGAAUUAAAAACAAAUAAAAAACCACUGAACAGACUAAAAAAAGUAGUAUUAAAUAGAUAUUAUUGUCAUCAUAUUAUUAUUAUACACUAGUAAAAGACCUCGGCAGGUCAGUCACAUAGAGAUAUUAAACUUUGACCGACUUCUAUGGACGAGGAGUACGACGAGAUGUUCGGGACACCGGACGAGUACGAACAACAGUUCGCCGAUGAGCUGCAGGUUCUGGCUGAGAUGGACUUUGAUCCGGCCCCGUCCACUAAGCGGUCAGAGUUCAGGAAGCAGAAACCUCAGUUGUUCCAGGAAGCCAUCACCGCUGGUGACCAGCCACUCAGGAACCAAUCACAGGCAUCGUCAGAACGGAGCCUCGGCCAAUUGGAAGGCCCGCCUGUGACGUGUGACAGAGAGGACAUAGAACACCUGCUGGCGGAUGAGCCAAUCACUCCCAAGGCUAAGCGUCUGAGGCAGGAUGUGGCCAAGAAGCUGUUUGAGGUGUCUCAGGUUGAUGACAUCACGCCCCCAUCGUCUCCAGAGGAGUUCCAUCGACCUCCGAGCAGCAGACCCCAGCCAGUCCCGGUGAUCUUGGACAUCAGUGGCUUCGCAGCCAUCCAGGAGUCUCCUCGGAGAGUCGCCGCGGCAACGUCGUCGUGUCACGUUCUGAAGCGCCCCCCGGCCGAGGGGGGAUACGUUAGCGUGACGGACCAGACGGGAAACCGGGUCUACCUACGGCAAACAGACGACCUGAGGGGAAAGGCUGUGGACCCCAGUGCUCUUCGUAGCUCCCAUAAUGCAUUGGGUUUGCUGGCUGUUCCCAUCGAGGUACUGAGAGAACAGGUGGCCGAGAAGCGUCAUCGCCAAGUGGUGGAGGAAUCUCAGCGCCUAACAGAGCUACUCAACAGUCAAGUGGAUGAAGAGUUUGGAGAGCUGGACGGCAGACGGAGAGAAGAGGGGGAUCGAGAGGAAGAGGAGGAGGAGGAAUCUUCCCGUCUCUGGGUGGAUCAGUUUUCUCCUCAACACUACACUGAACUACUCAGCGACGACUUCCUCCACGGUCGAGGGAAGAGACAGCUGGACGUGCAGUCGGUCCAGUCCAUGAGGAUCGGCCAGAAGGAUCAGAAUAAAGGAAUAUUCAACCUCUGGCAGGAGAUCUUCCAACUGCCACGCAUCAAACGGAAGCGUGUGGGGGAGGAGCUGGAUGAGGGGCUUAGAGAAGGAGGCGGGGCCGGAGAGCACGACAAACUCACACAGUCUCUGUCUCUCUCUGUCUCUCUCUGUCUCUCUCCCUCCUUCUCCGUCUGUCUCUCUCUCUGUUCCCAGGGUCUCUAUGAUAACUUCAUGUCUAUGCGUGUGAAGGACCCCAGUCUUGGCGGAGUGUGUGAGGCUCUGGAUUGGCUGGGCUUCUCAGACGGGUUGACCCAGGCCAUGCUGCAAGGACAAAACUUCUCUCUGCUUCGAUACCAGCCCUUCCUCCCCGUUGCUUUCCACUUCCUGUUUGCUCACACACACGUCCCCCGCAUCAACUACCCCCACAGCCAGUAUGAGGCUCUAACUAAGACCUCAGCCAGCAGGAACGCUCUGGCGGCCAUGUUGUCUGAAGUCCCAGCAUGCAUCAGGACCCACACACACACACACACAGUGAACCCUCAGCUGUUCAGCGACAGAGAGAAACAGCAGCUGGUCGAUCUGAUCGACACCAUGAUCUCCUACAACCUCUCGUACAGACAGGACAGAACGCCUGAUGGACAAUACGUCUACGUUCUGGAGCCACAGCUGACCUACCAGACCAAACAGACGAUCAGCAGAGAGACGGACCAGGAGAGGAUGAGGAGAGCAGAAUCACUGAUGCAGCUACGCAACCCGCACACGGAGGAGAAGGUGAAGCAGCCUAAGGUGGUGACGACGUCGUCAGUCAGGAACCACCAGCAGAGGCUGGAGAACAUCCUGAGGAACACUGUAGUCGAGAUCAGGGUGAGAACACACGGUAUUCACACACCCACGGUAUUCACACACCCACGGUACGUACACACACACAAACACACACUAGAUAUCAUCUGUCCUAAACUACGACCUGUGAACCCUCAGCUGUUCAGCGACAGAGAGAAACAGCAGCUGGUCGAUCUGAUCGACACCAUGAUCUCCUACAACCUCUCGUACAGACAGGACAGAACGCCUGAUGGACAAUACGUCUACGUUCUGGAGCCGCGCGUGGAGCAGGUGGUGUGUUUCCCAGGCUUGCCCCCCCGCAGACAGCUGACCUACCAGACCAAACAGACGAUCAGCAGAGAGACGGACCAGGAGAGGAUGAGGAGAGCAGAAUCACUGAUGCAGCUACGCAACCCGCACACGGAGGAGAAGGUGAAGCAGCCUAAGGUGGUGACGACGUCGUCAGUCAGGAACCACCAGCAGAGGCUGGAGAACAUCCUGAGGAACACUGUAGUCGAGAUCAGGCCGGAGGUGGAUUUCUUUGGCCGAGCCGUCGCCCCCAAGGAGAAACCACAGGUGGUCUCUGCUACAGGGGAGGUGUGUGUGGAGGUUGCCAUGGGGACAGCGGUUGGCAACAGUGACGUGUGGUUCCGUUUCAACGAGGGCGUGUCCAACGCCGUGCGACGCAACGUCUACAUCAGAGAACUGCUAUAACACACACACACGUUAGAAUGUUAGUAUGUAAAUGACCACGAGUCA
Salmo salar (Atlantic salmon) is the source of this 2703-nucleotide messenger RNA. The record is from RefSeq and is a predicted model, not a curated record. NCBI's taxonomy places the organism in Eukaryota, Metazoa, Chordata, Actinopteri, Salmoniformes, Salmonidae.